Nematolebias whitei (Rio pearlfish) is the source of this 693-nucleotide messenger RNA. RefSeq names its product C-type lectin domain family 3, member A (gene clec3a). Lineage: Eukaryota; Metazoa; Chordata; Actinopteri; Cyprinodontiformes; Rivulidae. The transcript has 3 exons. The record is from RefSeq and is a predicted model, not a curated record. Bases 65 to 655 code for a protein of 196 amino acids.
CUUCGCAGCAAUCCAAGUGGUGCCACAGAGACCAGCACAGUAGAAUCCACUGGACCUCCCAGACAUGGCUCAUCUAAUCCUGCCAGUCUACCUUCUUCUCAGCUUCUCCUUGCUCUGCUGCAGCCGUCCAUCUCGCUCAAGGAAAGCUCUUUCAGCCCGUCAGGCUGGAGCUGCAGAGGACGACGAUGUGAAGACUCAGAUUGAGAAGCUGUGGCAGGAGGUGAACUUACUGAAAGAGAUGCAGGCGUUGCAGACAGUGUGUCUCCGGGGCAUCAAAGCUUACAGAAAGUGUUACCUCACAGCUGAGGAACCCAAACAUUACCAUGAGGCAAAUGAAAACUGCAUAGCUCAGGGAGGAACUCUUGCAACGCCACGGGACAUGAUGGAAAACAACGAGCUGAGGGACUAUGCAAAGAGAAGUGCCCCAGGAACCAGGGACUUCUGGAUUGGUGUGGCAGACAUAGUGAAAGAAGGCCAAUAUGUGGACGUCAACAGCCUGCCCGUUAACUUCUUUAACUGGGAUGGCUCCAAGAAGCAGCCGACAGGAACUACAAGGGAGAGCUGUGUUGUGCUUUCUGUGGCGGCUCAGGGAAAGUGGUACGAUGAGGUGUGCCGGAGCCUGAAGAAGUACAUCUGUGAAUAUAUUAUUCCCUGAAGGAAAAACAAAGAUGACUGUUAAUUUGAUGAAAUAUU